GUCAGGGUAGUGGUUAGAACUGUCUAUUCUUAGCAAACAGCAGGAAAACUUAGAUUAAACAUCACAAGGAACCAUUAAAUUAUUUGGAGAUAAUUUCUCAAGCCUUUCUUAUAUACAAUUGAGAGAAAUAUUAAUCGUGGUUUAAAACAUUUGCAAGUAAGUAAAAUAUUCAAAUUUUAGUAAUAGUGCAUGAGUUUGGAUCAUCUGUUUAAUUUCCCAUACUAGUAGUUUCUCUGUCCCAAAUGAUUAUGAAAAAGUACAGGAUAAAAAUAAGUUUAUGAUCCAUGGGAGAGUAAAGUUGAAACAAUGCCUAGAUUGUUUUUUAUCAGAACUAGAGUCUUGAGUUUAGUAACUGACAGACUAAUACAUGAUUGAAAAAAAUUUCAGCAAGGAAUUAUUCUUGCCAUCUAACGGCAGUCACGGAAAAUAAUUCCUUGAAAUUUUAACUCCUUUUUCUUUUAUUCUUCCAACAGAUGAAUUUCCACACUCUUACAUGGCUCCUGAAAAUCUCACUGGGGUGACGGAGUUCAUUCUCAUGGGAGUCUCAGACCGUCCUGAACUUCAGCUCCCUCUUUUCUUUGUCUUUCUUGUAAUCUAUGGGCUGACCGUUGUAGGCAACCUGGGCAUCAUCACCCUCACCAGUGUGGACUCCCGUCUUCAAACCCCCAUGUACUUUUUUCUGCGACAGUUGGCUAUCAUCAAUUUUGGCAAUUCUACCGUCAUUGCCCCUAAAAUGCUGACCAAUUUCUUAGUAAAGAAGAAAACCACUUUUUAUUAUGAAUGUGCCACCCAAAUGGGUGGGUUCUUAUUUUUCAUUGUAGCUGAGGUUUUCGUGCUAGCUGUGAUGGCCUAUGACCGCUAUGUGGCCAUUUGUAACCCCCUGCUCUACAUGGUGGUGGUAUCUCCGCAGAUCUGUCUUCUGCUGGUAUCCAUAGCAUAUGUCUAUGGCUUUUCUACAGGUAUCGUGGUUCCUUCUUGUGUAUUUGCUAUGUCUUACUGUUCUUCCAAUGUCAUCAACCAUUUUUACUGUGACAUUGUUCCCCUGUUAGCAUUGUCCUGCUCUGAUACUUAUUUCCCAGAAACAGUAGUCUUUAUUUCUGCAGCUACAAAUUUGGUUCUCUCUGUGAUUAUAGUUCUAAUAUCCUAUUUCAACAUUGUCUUGUCCAUUCUCAGGAUACAUUCAUCAGAAGGAAGGAAAAAAGCCUUCUCCACCUGUGCUUCACAUAUGAUGGCCGUCACAGUGUUCUAUGGAACACUGCUAUUCAUGUAUUUGCAGCCUAAAACUGACCAUUCAUUAGAUUCUGAUAAAAUGGCUUCGGUGUUCUAUACACUGGUGAUCCCUAUGCUGAAUCCUAUGAUCUACAGCUUGAGGAACAAGGAUGUGAUAGCUGCCUUCAAGAGAUUCCUGUCAAACCCAUGCUAUUCCUUUAAACCAAUGUAAUUUCAGACGAUUUUAGUAAAUGAUAAAAUGUUAAUGUAGGUUGCAGGUUAUUAGCAUAAUGGAAAUUUUCAUAUAAAUUGAAUCAUACAAUAAUAGUCAUUUGUGUCUGGUUUCUUUCAUUCAUUUUAUUUAUUUAUUUUUGCAUUUCGUUCAUGU
Loxodonta africana (African savanna elephant) is the source of this 1597-nucleotide messenger RNA. Its product is annotated as olfactory receptor 8J3-like. NCBI's taxonomy places the organism in Eukaryota, Metazoa, Chordata, Mammalia, Proboscidea, Elephantidae. Gene Ontology annotation, molecular function: odorant binding; olfactory receptor activity; G protein-coupled receptor activity. The transcript has a single exon. The coding region runs from base 494 to 1441 and encodes 315 amino acids. Gene Ontology annotation, cellular component: membrane. The record is from RefSeq and is a predicted model, not a curated record. Gene Ontology annotation, biological process: sensory perception of smell; G protein-coupled receptor signaling pathway.